UUUGCGGGAAGACGAGCAGCUCCGGCCGCGGUGCUGCUUUUACUGCUGAGACUCUGGAAAAUAUCCGUGCUUCGCGUCCCCAAUACACCCAAAGGAACGGCGGAAACCGGGACCCCGCCCGCGGGGACCCGGAACUGGUCUGCUACGAUGGCAUCCGAUGACUUUGAUAUAGUGAUUGAGGCCAUGCUGGAGGCUCCCUAUAAAAAAGAGGAGGAUGAACAGCAAAGGAAAGAGGUUAAAAAAGAUGGCCCUAGCAACACCAGCAUGAGCAGUACCAGCACCAGUGGGAGCAGCGCCGGUGGGGAGGCAAGCAAGAAGAAGAGGAGUCGGAGCCAUAGUAAAAGCAGGGAUAGAAAGCGCAGCCGCAGUCGGGAGCGGGACCGGCACAGGCGGAGAAGCAGUCGGAGCCGAAGUCGAGACCGGCAGCGUCGCCACCGCAGCCGGAGCCGGGACCGGCGGCACAGCAGUGAGACACGCAGUCGGGACCGGCGGCGUGAGGACCGCGUGCGCUACAGGAGCCCGCCGCUUGCCGCUGGGCGCAGGUACACACACAGUAAGAGUCCUCAUUUCAGAGAAAAGAGCCCGGUCAGGGAGCCCAUUGAUAAUCUGAGUCCCGAGGAGCGUGAUGCUCGCACAGUUUUCUGUAUGCAGUUAGCUGCCCGCAUUCGGCCUCGGGACCUGGAGGACUUUUUCUCUGCUGUCGGCAAGGUACGUGAUGUCCGAAUCAUCUCCGAUCGGAACUCCCGGCGUUCUAAGGGCAUCGCCUACGUGGAAUUCUGUGAAAUCCAGUCUGUGCCGCUGGCCAUUGGGCUGACUGGGCAACGGCUGCUUGGAGUGCCCAUCAUUGUCCAGGCUUCACAGGCUGAGAAAAACCGACUGGCAGCCAUGGCCAACAACCUGCAGAAGGGCAGCAGCGGGCCAAUGCGCCUCUAUGUGGGCUCCCUGCACUUCAAUAUCACGGAGGACAUGCUCCGGGGCAUCUUUGAGCCCUUUGGCAAAAUUGAUAAUAUUGUCUUGAUGAAGGACUCAGAUACAGGCCGUUCUAAAGGUUAUGGUUUCAUUACGUUCUCAGACUCUGAGUGUGCCCGGCGGGCCCUGGAACAGCUGAAUGGCUUUGAGCUUGCUGGUCGACCUAUGAGAGUUGGCCAUGUGACCGAGCGACUGGAUGGUGGCACAGACAUCACUUUUCCGGAUGGGGACCAGGAGCUGGAUCUGGGAUCUGCAGGUGGACGUUUGCAGCUCAUGGCCAAAUUGGCAGAAGGCUCUGGAAUCCAGUUGCCUACCACAGCUGCAGCUGCUGCCGCCGCUGCCCAGGCUGCUGCUGCCUUGCAACUGAACGGGACAGUUCCCUUGGGGGCCCUGAACCCUGCGGCUCUGACUGCUCUGAGUCCAGCCCUGAACCUCGCCUCCCAGGCAAUCGCCUCCCAGUGCUUCCAGCUUUCUAGCCUCUUUACUCCUCAGACCAUGUGAGUCUCAGGGUCUGGCUCAGUUUAGUCUUUGGUUAUUUUCUUUCCUUUAGCUUCCCAUUGAUCUCUUCUCCUUGCCAUAGGUAAGUCAGUGGUAUAGUACACUGCCUCCCUGGGCCUCUGGGUCCUGCCGCUCCCGUCUCCACAUCGACCUCUCCAUGGCCCCUUCUCCAUUUUGUGGACCAAGCCAUCUUGAGCGCAUGGACGUGGGCUCUGCGGGAAUUGGGGCCACCCUUGGACUCGAGAAGAGCUCCUGCCCAGGGCCCCAUUGGGAAUGGACUCUGCUGAGCAAAGCCACUAGUCGAAGAGGACAGAAUCUGCACCUGUUGAACACCUGUUUCUCCGCGUAUGUUGUCUUCUGGGAUGACCUUCAUUGCUCUUUCCAACCACCUCUUGGUGAUUCCUCGAUUGCUCCCCCGUUGGGAAGGCCAUAGGGCAUUAACUGAAGGAACUAACCUCUCUCCUCUUCCUAUACCUUUUCCCUAC
Molecule: messenger RNA, 1952 nt
Organism: Odobenus rosmarus divergens (Pacific walrus)
Lineage: Eukaryota; Metazoa; Chordata; Mammalia; Carnivora; Odobenidae
Gene: RBM23
Product: RNA binding motif protein 23
Exons: 13
Coding region: 148-1470 (440 amino acids)
Biological process (GO): mRNA processing
Cellular component (GO): nucleus
Molecular function (GO): RNA binding
Source: RefSeq, a predicted model, not a curated record